Exophiala xenobiotica is the source of this 2491-nucleotide messenger RNA. RefSeq lists its product as uncharacterized. The transcript is spliced from 4 exons. Bases 744 to 2021 code for a protein of 425 amino acids. The record is from RefSeq and is a predicted model, not a curated record. Lineage: Eukaryota; Fungi; Ascomycota; Eurotiomycetes; Chaetothyriales; Herpotrichiellaceae.
UGUCACUCCAUUCAUGAUUCCACUGCCUCGCCCCUUGGGUUCUUUUCCGCCUGUGCUUCCUCUCCACCACGUUCACCGUUCACGAUGGACUGCUUCAGCCUCCUCCCAGGGGCUUUCGAGAAUGGACCAUCUCAGAUCGUCCCUGAGAUAGCGCCAACCUACCAGCAUACGGAUCACCACCCGUUCAUUGCUCGAAUCAUCUUGCAUUUAACACCUCACGUCCAUGGAGGCCUUCUCAACGUGACUGAAGCUGUCUUUCAACGCGGUGGACAAAGCUUGUGAAUGGCUCAGUGCUCUAUGCGCCAGCCGCAGUCUGGAUUCAAGCUGGUGCCGAAAGACCUUCAUUGCCCCGGAUGACGUUAGGGGCAUCGCUUCACUCGCCUCCCUCUUGGUCUAUGGGGCGCAUGCUCGACCUCGACCAUGGUGUAUAUAGCUUGCCAGGUCGCUGCAUUUCGGCAUGUCUUCAAAGCACUCAUUCACUCACAACCGUCGCUCUUUCAGACCACCCAACUGUGGCAAGCUAGCCGAACCAUUCUUUCGUUCCCUUUGUUGACUCUCACAUUGUCUUGCCCGGCGCAGACAAUAGGUUCUUUCAGAACACGACUCUCCUUAACAAAUCAAGUCAACGACCGCUCCUUUGUGGGAAGCCCAAAGAAUCAAGCGCAAUCUGGUUAUUGCUCUGCCCAACACACUCAUUCAAUCAUUGACGUAACACAACAACCCAUCAAUCUCUGAUAUCAACCAUGGUUUCUGCAAUCAAGAAGAUGGCUACGGCCAGCGUCCUCUUCCUCGCCGCAUCCACCAACGCUCACAUGAUCAUGAAGUCUCCUGUCCCGUAUGGCAAGAGCACUCUCAACAACUCUCCACUCGAUGGCAGUGGCUCCGACUUUCCCUGCAAACAGCGUUCCGGUGUCUACGAUGCGGAAGGUGCUCAGAAUGUCGCAGCUAUCGGUGAACCACAGACCUUGAGCUUCAUCGGACAAGCUACACACGGAGGUGGUUCCUGCCAAGUGAGCUUGACCACCGAUCUAGAACCCACCAAAGACUCCAAGUGGAGUGUGAUACUGAGUAUCGAAGGAGGCUGUCCGUCUAGUUCUGCUGGUAAUAUUGGCGGUGACCCCAACGGCAGUGGCUCCAGUACUUUUCAGUAUACUGUCCCCGAAGGCAUCGCUCCAGGCGAAUACACUCUUGCUUGGACAUGGAUCAACAAGGUCGGCAAUCGCGAGUUCUACAUGAACUGCGCUCCGUUAACUGUCACUGCGGCGAAGAAGAAGCGAUACGCCCCAACCCCAAAGAUGUCGAAGCGUCAGACCUCAUUCCCUGAUAUGUUUGUCGCGAACCUCGCCUCAAUCAAUGACUGCACGACACCCGAAUCUUUCGAUUAUGUGUAUCCGAACCCUGGUUCCGUGGUCCAAUCGGCCGGAAAUGGUCCUUAUACUACACUUUCCUGUGGAGCUGCUGCAGGCAACAACGCCGCUCAAACCCCAACUGCUACUGGAGCUGCUUCAGUUGCAGCGACUGGCUCAGCUACUGAAAGUUCUUCUGCUGGCGCUACGAGUGCUGCAGGUGGCUAUGGCUCUCCAGCCGGUUCCUCAGCAGCUGGCUCGUCUCCUGCCAUUUUCGCCACUGGAGCCGCCUCGGCAGCUAGUCCUGCAAGUACCGAUGUGGCCUCAGUCAUUCCUGUCGGCGCAUCCUCAACCGCAGCUCCUGCAGCCACUCCAAGCACCUCGAACAGCAAUGGAAAUGGCUCAGACUUGGGAUCUGCCUCAACCAAUACCUCAGCUGCUGGAACUCAAACCGGCCCUUGUACUAAUGAGGGUGCGUGGGCUUGCAGUGCGGAUGGUGCCAGCUUCCAAAGAUGUGCUUCGGGAUUAUGGUCGACGGUCAUGUCCAUGGAGGCCGGAAUGACAUGCACUCCUGGAGUGUCCAUGACCUUCUCCCAAGCCGCCGGUAAAUCCAAGCGUCACCUCCACAGUCACAUGCGACGCCAUGCCGAGACGAUCGGUGAUUCUCUGCACUGAGUCAAUUGAACUCAACCUGACACCAAAACCACCAUAACGACAUCUGUACAGAAACACCGACAUGACGAGCUGGACUCGCAGCCCUGACUGGGCAAGCCAUUGAAGAGAGUACUCAACUUUCUCUGCUUCUCAAGCUUUUGACGAACUAUGGCGCCGAUUGUAUCAACAUGCAAGGAUACCUAGGUACUUUCAAUUCGAAGAUCAUUCACGGGAUUUAUGACAAAAGCGGCGGACAGUACGGCCAAGUGAAUGAUAAGGAUAUACCCCCCAAAAUUGCAUCGGCCCGGCGUUUCGUGGAAUCUUGAUGGAUGAUCUGGUGAGGGAUUUUCAAGAUGAUGGAAAGCACAUACUAGUGCUAUCUAGUGUUUUGGUGGCCCGUUUAACGUGGUUCAUGACGAAGCUGUACAAAUCUUUCAUUAAGUACAAAUGAGAUAGAUGAGACAAUCAAAGAAGAAUGGGUUGCAAAACUA